AAAAGUAUAAACCUUGAACCUCUAAUCCAGAGCACUAGCAUCAGCACCAGCACCAGCAUCACUGACCGAUUGAGUAUUUUUAUAAUUUUUUAUCCAAGUUCCAGAGGCCGCGACCAAGUACUUCUUGAUUAAAGGAAGUAAACAGUUACUUGGAGGUGUUGCUAACAAGCUGUCAAAAAAUUUUACAACUUUGACCUGAACCCGGACUUGGAUCAAGACCUGGAACUGGAGUGAGAUCAAGACCUGGAACUGGUGAUUUAAAAUAAAAUUCGAUUGAGUGAACUGUCAAAAUGGGCUCGUUGACAAGCAGACAGAAUGCUGGAGUUGAAGAAGUUGACAUUGUGUCAAAUCAUGCAUACAAGUAUCCACCGCGAUCAGGAAAUUAUUUUGGAAGCCACUUUAUUAUGGGAGGCGAAAGAUUUGACACUCCGCAGCCAGAAGCGUAUUUAUUUGGAGAGAACGCGGAUUUGAAUUUCUUGGGAAGCAGACCGACACCUUUCCCGUACCCGCCACCGCAGGCCAAUGACCCGACAAAGACUCUGAAGAGUUUGGUCAACAUUAGAAAAGAAUCUUUGAGAUUGACCAAGAGCAUUGAUCCAGCACCGACUUCCUCCGAGUCAAAUGACACCAUCAAUGCGAUAAAACACUUUGGUGAAGGUGAUGUUGAUAAAAAAACCACGAGGUUCAACAUCGAGUUCACUUUUGACUGCGAUGUCAGAUGCGCUAUUACUGUUUAUUAUUUUUGUACGGAAGAAGUCACCGCCAAAGGAGUAUCAUACGUGCCGAGAGACCCAUCAAUGAACUCAGAGACGUAUCACUACAAAAAAGGAGCGAACCAACAGUUUAUUCAGACCUCACAUGUCUUCGACCCGAGUCUUUACAAUGAAGAAGAUUUGCUCUAUAAUACGGACAGGGAGAUUGUGCCGAUAGCGAUCCAUUGCGUGGCUGAGGAAGGCUCUGAAGAGCCCAAGCAGUCUCACACGACGAUAGCGGUCGUCGAGAGACAGUCUGACGGGUCUUAUAUACUGAAGGCUCUGAAGCAAAAGCUGUACGUGGACGGUCUCUGCUAUUUGCUGCAGGAGAUUUACGGGAUAGAAAAUAAAAAUACAGAGAACACCAAGCAGCAGGGCAGCGAUGAAGAUGCUGAGGACAAUGGCUCAGAGUGCGUUAUCUGCAUGUGCGAUGUCCGAGACACAUUGAUCCUGCCCUGCAGGCAUCUGUGUCUCUGCUACGGGUGCGCUGACUCUCUGAGGUAUCAAGCCAAUAAUUGUCCAAUAUGUCGCGCACCAUUUCGUGCUCUUCUGCAAAUAAAAGCGCUGCAGAAAGCUACUGGAGCCAUUAUUUCAAAUCCUCCGAUGCCUGAAGGCAGCUGUGAAAAUAUUCCAUCUGGUUACGAAGCUGUGUCACUGAUCGAAGCUUUAAAUGGACCAUAUACUCCAAGAGUUGUUGUCCCAGCUCCAGAAUCUCCAGAUACUCCUGACACAGACACUGCCAGUGCAAUUCAGGCUGCUGAAGUUUUGAACAGAUCUGCAGAACGAACGCCGGUGUCGAAGCACACGGGUCUAAAAGACGGAGAAACGAUUGUGGGUGCGAGGUCCAGCAGUGCGACUCCCUGUCCAACACCAGAGUUCCGCAUGUCUGUGCUUCUGGCGAGAGACGAGACCGUCGCGUCGCAGAAGGAAUUGCAUGGACGAUCCCCUGGUAUGAGGAGCAAAACCAGUCAUCCGCGUGAUAAGAACUCCAGGACUCGGGACACUCUGAGACUCGUUAAUGAAAAACAGCCUGCUCACUACGACGUAAAUAUUUUUUAUUUACUUACUUAUUACUCUAAUCAUCUUGUACUGAGUGUAAUUAUUUAUCACCAGUCCCAAGGACAAGACGAAGACAGCGAAGCCGAAAAAUUGUCCCCGCUCCUAGACUCCGCCACCAGCGCUGACGGACAGUCUCAUCACCGCAUCUGCGACCUGGACAUCGACGACGAGCUCACCACCGGAGUCAAUGAGAACGACAGUGAAAUAAAUUGUAAUUCCCAUUGA
Molecule: messenger RNA, 2036 nt
Organism: Microplitis mediator
Lineage: Eukaryota; Metazoa; Arthropoda; Insecta; Hymenoptera; Braconidae
Gene: Mrgn1
Product: E3 ubiquitin ligase Rnf157
Exons: 6
Coding region: 291-2036 (581 amino acids)
Biological process (GO): protein ubiquitination
Cellular component (GO): cytoplasm
Molecular function (GO): ubiquitin protein ligase activity
Source: RefSeq, a predicted model, not a curated record